Capsicum annuum is the source of this 957-nucleotide messenger RNA. RefSeq lists its product as uncharacterized. Lineage: Eukaryota; Viridiplantae; Streptophyta; Magnoliopsida; Solanales; Solanaceae. The record is from RefSeq and is a predicted model, not a curated record. Bases 1 to 957 code for a protein of 318 amino acids. Gene Ontology annotation, molecular function: catalytic activity. The transcript has a single exon.
AUGGGAGACAACACUCCCCCGACAACCACAGUGAGCCCAUAUAGAAGUCAAGCUCAGACACCCCAGGUGGGAAAGGGGAAAAGUCUGUUAGCACAACCAGCACAGGAUUUGGACUUGAUGAAUCUCAUCAUCUGGAACACGAGAGGAGCCAAUAGUGCGAGUUUCCACAGGCAAUGUGAGGCUAUGGUCAAGACCCAUAAACCUGCAAUGCUUGUCCUUUUGGAAACUAUGAUGGUUGAGCACAAGGCUCAUACUGAAACCCUCAGGUUUGAUGCUCAAGUCCAAUCCAGUGCCUCAGGCAUGAAGGAUGGUAUUGUAGUUAUGUUGAAAGAAGAGUUUCUCAAGCUGAAUAGCAUUUCUAUCACAAAUCAAGGAGUCCAUGUUAUGGUAAAGGUAAUCCCUGAUCCCAAACCUUGGCUUUUCUCUGUUGUUUAUGCUAGCCCAGACCUUAGUACUAGGCUUUCUCUUUGGGAAGAGCUCUGUCAACUAGCCCAAUCCCACAAUGAGGAUUGGCUAAUUGGUGGAGACUUCAAUGAGGUACUCAGCUCUAAUGAAAAACUUGGAGGGAACUACCCAUCCCCAAAAAGAAUUCUUGAGUUUAGACAAUGCCUUGAUAACUGUAGUAUGAUAGAUUUAGGCUACAAAGGUUGUAAAUAUACCAAGACUAAUAAAAGGCAUCGUAAUAGACAAUGCCUUAUUUUGGAAAGACUUGAUAGGUAUGUAGCCAAUGACUCUUGGAUAAAAAGAUAUCCGGAGUCAACAAUGACACAUCUACCCAGAACCAAGUCUGACCACUGUCCCCUCCUCCCCGCCCUCUCCAAUCAGAGGUCCCCUCUAAUAGCAAACCCUUUAGAUUUGAACCUAUGUGGUCCAGUCAUCCAUCCUUCAAGGACCUUCUCCAUAGGUGCUUCACCCCCACCCCCCAAUAGCCUCUCUCAAGCCAUUAAUACCUUCUAA